This is a messenger RNA of Brassica rapa (field mustard), 1104 nucleotides long. RefSeq lists its product as uncharacterized. The record is from RefSeq and is a predicted model, not a curated record. Lineage: Eukaryota; Viridiplantae; Streptophyta; Magnoliopsida; Brassicales; Brassicaceae.
UCUCUCGUUUACGUUAAAACCUCUUUGGCCCUCUCUCCAAAGAAGGCAGUGAGAGGUUUCUUGAUCUGUGAAAGUUUCCCAAAAAUGGUGAAUCUUCCUGGAGGUUGUACGAAUGGAAAGCAAUUCUCCAAUUACGUUAAUGAAAGAGUCAGGGAAUGCAUCCAGAGGUACAUGAGCAAGGAAGAAACUGCGAGACAUCUACGUGAUCGAUAUCAAAUCGCAUACGGAUGCACAGAGAUAGCUUGGGGUAAUAUUGAAAGAUGGAAUCCAGAAUUCUUCAGAACUUACUUUGAGAACGGUGCACCAAAUGCAACAGCUCUUGCUAAACUGGCAAAAGAAACCGCUCUUGCUCAAUUAAAAGAAGAAACUGGAUCUUAUUCGCCACCAAAGGGAGAGUCAGAUAAGGCACCGCGUUUGUGCUCUGAUACAAGGGCCAGAGAACAAGAGCAACAAGUAAGGGAGUCUGCUCGAAGCCAAGUGCCUGAAGAUGCUGCUUAUGCACAUGAUGGUAAUCCCAUAGCCUUUGUGGAGCAGAGUUCAAGUAAAGCAGGGCAGUCCCAAGCUCUAGAGAAACAAACGCUUCAAGCCUCUCGUCAGCAGCAGCCAGUUUAUCCCACAGCCGAAUUUUGGCAGAAUCUUUCGACUACUUUAGGUCGGAUUCAGUGCAAUACAGACCAGAUGGUUAAGCUAAUGACUGAUGGACAUGGAUUUGCAGCACAUCCUUCUGCUGUGGGAUCCUCCAAGAGACGGCGAGUUGAGCGGGAGAAAGAGAGAGGUGACACUGUCGAAGCAGAGAAGCUGCAGGAUCAGAAUCUACAACUGCCAGAGCAAACGCAUGGAGAAUCUCGGGGAACCAACGCUGCGAAGAAACACUAGACACGAUUGACAGAGAGAUGCUGUUCUCACAUCACAUUAGUAGUAUUUUAUUACCCGAAAAAUAUUGCAGAGACGUAUGUUAUGAUGCUUGUUUUUCUUAUUGUCAUCCUAGACAAUACUACUAGCUAAGCAAUCUAAGAAACACUGGGGAGAGAUUUUUAUGGGCUCUAUCAAGAGAGACAAACAUGUAACAAGUUAAAGAACAUAUAUUCAUUCUAUCAAACCUCA